Messenger RNA from Chelmon rostratus (copperband butterflyfish), 4188 nucleotides. RefSeq names its product very long-chain acyl-CoA synthetase-like. Gene Ontology annotation, molecular function: long-chain fatty acid-CoA ligase activity; long-chain fatty acid transmembrane transporter activity. The transcript has 10 exons. NCBI's taxonomy places the organism in Eukaryota, Metazoa, Chordata, Actinopteri, Chaetodontiformes, Chaetodontidae. The coding region runs from base 202 to 2064 and encodes 620 amino acids. The record is from RefSeq and is a predicted model, not a curated record.
GUGAAAUCGGUGCAGAGUGGACGCGGAGACACCGGAUCUGGCAACCGGGAAACAUUCCGGAAUGAAGGAGGCGUCGACGGGUCAGAGCUGAGCGCCGCCCCGAGCUGAGGGGGUGAACUUUGUCACAAAUAUCCUCGAGUUGCCUCUUUUCUCCCUCGGACCUCCACUUACAGAUGCAUCCAGUGUUGUGCGCUCUGCAAAAUGUACAUCUGGUUCACCGUCUUAGCCGGACUGGCCCUUCUGUCCCUGCCGUUCCUCAAGACCCUCUUCCCUUACUUAGGCGAGGACUGCGUUUACAUCCUGCGGAGUAUUAAACUCGGCAUCAGGCUCGUCAAGUACAAGAAACGCAAACCUUUCUACAGCAUCGUGGACUGCUUCUUGGAUGCGGCGGAGGCGCAUCCCAGCAAGACUUUUCUGCACUUUGAGGGUCGAGAAUAUUCUUAUGGCGAAGUUGAUAAGCAGAGCAACAAGGUGGCCCGAGCCCUGCAGGCUGAAGCCCGGCUGAAGGAGGGGGACCCGGUGGCCCUGUUCCUGGCCAACGAGCCCAGUUUCGUGUGGACUUGGCUCGGUUUGGCCAAGCUGGGCUGCUCGGCCGCCCUGCUCAACUACAACAUCCGAUCCAGGUCUCUGCUGCACUGCUUCUCCUGCUGCUCGGCCAAGGUGAUCAUCGCCUCUGCAGAGCUGCAGGACGCCGUGGAGGAAGUCUUACCGACGCUGAGAGAGCGGGGGAUCAGCGUGUACCUCCUGUCAGAGGCCUGCAGCAUCCAGGGCAUCAACACUCUGUCUGACAAGAUCUCGCAGGCCUCAGAUCAGCCGCUGCCCCAGGACCUGAGAGCCAACGUCAGCAUCAGGAGCGUUGCUCUGUACAUCUACACGUCAGGCACCACAGGUUUGCCUAAAGCAGCCGUCAUCACCCACGAGAGGCUUUGGGCCGCCUCCUUCAUCCAGGCGGUAUGUGGAGUCACGUCAGAGGACGUCCUCUACAUCAACCUGCCUCUCUACCACAGUGCAGGCUUCCUCAUCGGGUUGGUUGGAGCCAUCGAGAGAGGUAUGACCAUUUUUCUGAGGAGGAAGUUCUCCGCCUCUCAGUUCUGGGACGACUGCAGGAAGUACAACGUGACGGUGAUGCAGUACAUUGGUGAAACAAUGCGCUACCUCUGCAACACUCCCCAGAAAGACGGCGAGAGGAACCACAGAGUGAGGAUCGCCAUCGGCAACGGGGUCCGAACAGACAUUUGGUCGCAGUUUCUGAAUCGCUUCGGGGACAUUAAAAUCCGAGAGCUGUAUGCUGCCACGGAGGGAAACAUCGGCUUCAUCAAUUACACGUCCAAGAUCGGCGCAGUGGGGCGGGUCAACUUUGUCCACAGGCUCUUCUUCCCCUACACUUUGAUCAAGUUUGACAUUGAGAAGGAGGAGCCUGUCAGGAACUCUGAGGGUCUGUGCAUCGAGGCGGCCAAAGGCGAGACGGGGCUCCUGGUGGGACGGGUUACUCAGAGGUCUCCCUUCAUUGGGUACGCUGGCAACCAGCAACAGACUGAGAAGAAGAGGCUUCGUGACGUGCUGAAAAAAGGCGACCUGUACUUCAACACUGGCGACUUGCUUCGGUUUGAUCACCAAAACUUUGUGUACUUUCAGGAUCGAGUUGGCGACACUUUCAGGUGGAAAGGAGAGAACGUGGCCACGUCGGAGGUCGCAGACAUUCUCACAAUGGCUCAUUGCAUCUUGGAGGCAAAUGUCUAUGGCGUCAAAGUUGAAGGCCAUGAGGGGCGGAUCGGCAUGGCAGCUGUCAUUUUGAGAGAGGGGGAAGAUUUUGACUGUUCCGACACCUACAAGAAGGUCGCCAGCUACCUCCCGGCCUACGCGAGACCUCGAUUCAUCAGGAUUCAGCCCUGCCUGGAGAUGACGGGGACGUUCAAGAUGAAGAAAGUGAGGCUGGUGGAGGAGGGAUUCAACCCAGAUCACGUCAAAGAUCCUUUAUACUUUUUAGAUCCCGAGAAAAAGAUGUACGUUCCCCUGACCGAGGAGAUCCACCGAGCCAUCGCCUCCAGGGAAAUCAAACUCUAACAGAGGAAGCAGUCAGGCAACACGCCCGUCGGCAAAGUAGCAGCUCAUUCGUGGACUUUUUAACAUUCAACUAAACUCAGGACCAGACUGACGUCACAUCAUGUUUGAAGAGACCUUUUUUUUUUUAAUUAACUCAACUACUGUGCAUCUCUACAGUUUUUGUAAUCCAGUGUGUGACAUACAGGUAUGUCUUACUGCCACCGCUGUGCUUUUCAUAAUUAAACUGUAAUUAUUACUUUAAUUAUCUUUUCCCCCUGACUCAUAAUUUGCGAUUGGACAGAUGAAUUGUUGCAGUUUAAAGUUGGUUUUAAACCAAAGUUGCAGCCAGUCUCUGCUUUAUCAGCUUGUGUGUACUCAUAGCUCAGACUGUGUCAUGUAACGGAAGUGAGGGAGUGUUUGGGUCUUCAGGUUAACCUGCCCCCUGAGUGCUCUGUUGUUUAACUAGAAGCCUGCAUAAUGUGCUUUUUAUGGCCAGUGCAACUUCCUGACCAACACAACCUUACAUGGCAACAAAUCUGCUCUCCCAUCCACCCAAAUGUGUUUUUUCUUAUUGUUCCUUCCCGUGAGUGUCUGACUUUCACCGUGCAGGAUGUCGUGUGUGCAGAGUUUGACUCUAGAAGACUGUUUGAACUUUCAUUUGCUGAUACAUUUUUCCGUGCUUAUCCUAAAUCUCAGUUUAACGCGUGCAGCAUGUUUUCAUGGCAUUGCAGCGAGGCAGGAAGAGAACAUACUUUUCAGUGAAGUGGGAGACAUCUUGUAUCUAGUUAAAUCUUUUAAAAUUAAAAAUAUUUUCAUAUUCAUAGGGCUCAGAUGUUUGGAUUUGGAGGGAGACGGCAAAGAUGUGACAUUAAACCAGAUAACUGAACGUUUUUUGUUGUAGUUGCAAACUGCAACCUCACCACUAGAUGUCACUAAAUCCUACACACUGGUCCUUUAAAGUAUCUUUGAGUUGCCAGUUUAUAAUAAAAAAGUCUGGAAGUGUGACAACCAAUUAAAUCGUUGACAGAUUACAUAGAAUUAAAUAAGUGAAGAAAAUAAAAUUAAUAUUUUUUGUAUAUUUUUAAGGUGUUCACUUUUUGUUUUAACUAUUUUAGAUCAUCACUUUGAAGGUAGUUUGUGGUGCUGAUUAUACUGACAGGUGUUUCUGUUACUUUGGGGUCGGCUAACCACAAACUGCUGCAUCCAAAAUGACCGUAACCUUAAAUCGACACCUCGUUAAAACUGUUAAGACACAAACUGAACAUCAUGAUGUUCAGGAUGGUGGAGUAUACUGCAGGACCGUUGUGUUUGACAGUAUUAGUUUUAGCUCGGUGUAGCUAAAAACUGGCAACUUAAAAACUGCCUGGAGGGGAUAUUUUUAGAAAGAAGGAACUUCUGUCUGACUUCACCCAGCCAGCAAAUCAGAAAAGGUCAGAUUGACAAAAACAACAUCAGGAAAUUCAUUUUUAAGGAACAUAAGGUUAGAAAGAGACAAACUGUUGUUUAUCUGUUAAUGACGGCUGUUUGCACUGGAUUUUCCCUGCACGCAUGCAGAAUAAUCCAGCUGACUGCUCAGUUUACUGAGUUUACAUGAGGAACGCAGCAGCGAGUGGCAGAAAACUGGAAUCAAGCAUUUCAUACUGACAAUACAAACGCUAACUUCACAACCCACAGAGGAAUCCUCGCAGCCGUUUGGCAGAAAACAGUCUGGGUGUGUCGAUAUGUCAAACAUCUGGAAGUUUAGAUCCACACAACGCAUGAAUCCAAGGAGCACUUACUUUAAAAAUGAAUUUAUUUAUUAAUACAGUGGUAUACUUAGAAAUGUGUCGCAAAGGAAAAAAAAUUGAACCAAAGGAAAAAAAUAAAUAAAAAGAAUGUCAGCCACACGGGAAAAUAAACUAGUGUUGGGUUGAAGCAGUGUUAUCAUAUCAAAAGAAAACAGUACUGAUGUGCCAUAAUAAAUUGUCUAUUAGUACAAAAAUACAUUUCAGGGCACACAAUACAGCAUCCAGUAUCACAAAUAAAGGAAGGGACCACUCUUCACAGCAGACCCCCUCAAGUACAUCUUUUAAAAUCAUUUAAACCAAGCACUUCUCUAUUUUGUAAAUAAGAAUAAAAAGUUUUCUGACUGUUAAAAAUGCCUUA